Molecule: messenger RNA, 2973 nt
Organism: Theileria annulata
Lineage: Eukaryota; Apicomplexa; Aconoidasida; Piroplasmida; Theileriidae
Exons: 1
Coding region: 1-2973 (990 amino acids)
Source: RefSeq, a predicted model, not a curated record
AUGUCGAAUCCUCGGGCAUUAUCUACUCCUGAGCAUUCUUUUUCAGGUCCAAAAGACGCCGAAAAUUUAAACCAGAAAAUUACUGAUGUAAUUAUGACCCAAGAGUCCAAAACACCAAAAAAUGUCACACUCGACAAACUCGAACAAAAUAAUGAUAGUUUUGCUGAUUUUUUCUGCCUAGAUCCACAACUUAUUGAUUCUAUAGAUCAAUAUUUAUAUAAUAGUAAUAAUUCUAUAGAUAGUGCUAAUUUUAAUACCAUUCAUACACCCAUUCUCACACCUAAUAAUUCUAAUUCAAUUAAUAAUAACAAUAAUUCCAUCAAUAAUAAUAAUAAUUCAAUUAAUAAUAUUAAUAAUAAUUUAUCGGAUAAUGUGAAUAAUAAGAAUAAUGAGAUUGAAGAUGAUAUAAUAAGAAAAGGAUCAAGAAAAUUAUUUAUUGAUGAUAUUUUGGAAAAUGUAAAGACUUUAGAUUCUAUGGAUAAAAAUAGUCUUAAAAAUAAUAAUUUGGAUCUUGAAAUUACAUCAACUCCUGAUGAUAAAAUUGAUGAUAUUGAAUUUAAUCUUUCACACUCCAGGAAAAUUAGUAAAGAAAUUGAUUCAGAUAAUGAAAUUACUGAUACUAGUAAUACUUCCGUUACGGUGUCAGGUACUACGGCCACAAAUAAUAAGGGUACUAGUAAGGAUAGUAUUACUCAGGAUACUAAGGGUAUUAUUAGUACUAAUACUAAUACUAAGGAAGCCCCUUUCGGGGCUGAGGGAACUGGUGGCUGUGGACCUCACACCGUAACGGAGGAAGAAGAAAGUGAUGAAGAUGAAGAUUAUUUUGAAGAAUGUAUAAUAUGUAGUGAAUCGAUGAGAAAUGAAUUAAAGAAUGAAAUUGGAAUUUUGGAUGAAUGUUUUCAUAUAUUUUGUUUUAAAUGUAUUAAAACUUGGGCUGACAGGACUAAUUUAUGUCCUAUUUGUAGAAGAGAAUUUACUUACAUUAGAAAAAUUAACCUCUAUUAUAUACAAUAUCUUAUUGAUCAUAAUAAAUCUAUUAUUAAUAAUAAUAUUACUACUAAUACAUUUUUAUCAAAUAAUUCCUCCGUAACGGUGACUGGUCCACCAAACAGUAACGGACCUGGUACUAAGGCUACUGAGGUUACUAAUAUUAAUAGUACUACUAAUACUACGGGUACUACUGGAAAGAGAGCUAAUUCUACAGCCACGGAGUGUACCACCCCUGGAAAGGGAGCUAAUUCUAUGGGUACAGAGUGUACUACGGAGAAAAUUCCUAAUACUUUUGCUGUUGUAACUAAUUCUAGGGAGUCAGGUACUUUUUCAGUGGAUACUAAUACUAAGGAUACUACGGGUGCCGUUGGAGCAAGCACCGUAACGGGUGAAUUAGAUAUAUUUGAAUUAUUUAAAUAUAAUAUAAAUUCUAAUUCUAUAACAUCAAACAAUUCAACUACAGUUACUGGUGGUAAAAAAUUAAUUUGUAAUAGAAAGAAUAAAAUAUCAAGAUUAAAAAAGAUAAUUAAUGUUAAUAGGAAUUGGUAUGAUUUGAUACCAUCAAAUGUAAUAAGAGUACAAAAGAGGAAAUUGAAAUCUGAUGAAGAUGAUGAAGGUUGUCAGAUAUGUGGAAAUGAUGAUAACUGGAAUCAACAAUUAUUAUGUGAUAUUUGUGAUAAAGGAUAUCAUACAUAUUGUUUAAAUCCACCACUUACUACAAUUCCUGAAACUAGUUGGUAUUGUCAAUUAUGUCUAUCUAAUAGACCAGAACUUUGUAAUUCUUCCGUUACGGUGACUGGUACCACGGCCAGUACAGUUGUACCUGGUACCAGUAAUACCACUACUACUGAAGUUACUAAUACUAAUAAUAAUAAUACUAGUACUAAUACUACUAUUACUAGUAGUAGUAUAAAUAAUAGAAGUAGUAGAAGUAGUAGGAGAAAUAGUGUGGAUAGGAAUUCUAUAUCAGAUUUGGAAGAUGAGAAUAUGGAAAUGAGAUUAAAUUUACUAUCACAAGUUUAUAGAAAUUUAAAUAAAACUAAACGAACUAAAAAAUCAAAUUCUUCCGUUAUGGUGACUGGUACUACGGGUACUAGUACUGGUACUGGUACUACUAGGAAUCGUACUAAGAGUACCAAUACUACUCCUAAUACUAAUAAUAAUACUAACAGUAGUAGUAAUAAAAGUACUAAGAGUAAAAAGAAAUCAAAUAAAAAUCAAAAAACUACCAAAUCCAGUACCUCCAGUAACUCCGUUAGUACUAGUAGUAGUAGUAGGAAUAAUAUUAAUAAGAUAACAAAUGUAGAAGAAAUGUAUAGCGUAAUAAAUAAUAAAAGAAUUGAUGAAUUAAUACAAGAAUCUAUUGAUACUAUUGAUAAUUAUCUAAUUAAUAAUAUUAAUAAUACUCCAAAAGCUAUUACUACUCCCGGAAAGGGAGCUAAUUACACUUUUGGUACUAAGGGAAAGGGAGCUAAUGACACUUUUAGUACUAUGGGAAAGGGAGCUAAUUUUAUGGGUACAAAGUGUACUACUACUAAUACUAGUAAUAAUAGUACUACUAAUAAUAAUACUAGAAUGAAUCUAUUUAAUACAAGAUAUCCAAAUACUUUUACUACUAAUACCAGUACAAGUUAUACUAAUAGGAACAUUAAUAUGAGGAACAAUAGUUUUAAUAGAAAUUUCAAUAGUAUGAGGAAUAGUAAUACAGGAAUUAGGAAUACUAAUUCUAUGAGAAAUAACAAUUUUACCAAUAGAAAUAAUAAUAAUUUUACUAAUAGAAAUAUUAAUACAGGCUAUACCAAUAGGAAUACUAAUAAUAUGAGUAUGAAUGAAAUGGAUGAUAAAAAGUAUACAUCAUUUAUAUAUAGAUAUAAAACAAUAAAUGAAGAAUAUGGUAAUUCAACAAGUUCAAAUAUUAUAAAUAAUAAAAAUGAUAAAUCUGAACCACAUAUUAAUGGAAAUACUGUUAAAUAUCUCUUCUAA